AUGCCCGCGGGCCCUUCGCCAGCCCCGGUGCUCAUGAACCUUCCAGAGGGGGUGACAGUCGACCAGCUGCUCGUAUGGACACGAACCCAUCUCGAAGGCGAACGGCUACUCCUCGCGACGAUUGUCUUUAUGGUGUAUGAUGUUAUAUUGACCUUUCCGGAAGAGCUCGAAUUCAUCUGGGCAUUCGAUUCCUGGAGCGUAUCCAAGACUCUCUUCAUCAUUAACCGGUACUUCCCCAUUGUGCACUCUAUCAUCCGGUUUUGGGUCUAUGCACACGAGCGAGACGAACGACUUUCGGCCUUGAUCAGCGUUGCCGUGAUCGAAGUCGUCCUCAUGCUACGACUCUGGGCCAUGUAUGCGCGUAAUAAGCUAUUCGGUGCCUUCCUCGGCUUCGUCUUCCUCACUGGCAUCGCAACUGCAUUGGCCAUUCGGAAAGUUCAGCCACCGGACGAUUUCAAACUGGUUCGCGAAGCGCCACAAUCGCUUACCAUCUGCAAACGUUCUUCACCAAGCGAGCUGUUCUUCCUAUAUGCCAUCAUUCUCGUCGUAGAGACGAUGAUCUUUACACUUCUACUGUGGAAGGUUUGGCAACUAUCAGCCGUCGGUGUCGCACCAAUUCUUCGGACCAUGCUCAAACAUGGUACACAGUACUAUCUGGUCGUCUUUGUUGCACUAUUCUUCCAAGUUCUAGGGACAAUUCUACAACCACUCUGGCAACCCAUGGCCGAUUCCUUGCUGGUCGUGUCGGUGGCUUCUGUCGCAUGUAGUCGUCUUGUCCUAUCCCUCCGUGGAAUGUACUCGACACCUCAAGAAGUAACUACCAUACAGGAUUUUCAAGCCAACCCUCCCGAUCCAACGAGUCGAACCGUGCGCUUCUCAACCUUGAGAUCAAUAUCCGGAUUCAAGUUUCGAGAUUCGACAAGCUUAAUGACUGACACGACAACGACGGCCGACCAUGAGCGCAAUGCUAUCCCAUUGCGUCGGUAUCGAGAUUCAGUACAACCGCCGAUUGAAGAGGAAGACGACGACUGGAAUGCCGAGCCGCAGCGACAUCCGUUUGCCCACGAUAGGACGGCUGUCGACUCGGAGACGGAUCUCCACCCACAAGGACGGACUUGGAAUGCACUUUAA
Molecule: messenger RNA, 1131 nt
Organism: Serendipita indica DSM 11827
Lineage: Eukaryota; Fungi; Basidiomycota; Agaricomycetes; Sebacinales; Serendipitaceae
Source: the annotation of a GenBank genome assembly